This is a messenger RNA of Onychomys torridus (southern grasshopper mouse), 2577 nucleotides long. RefSeq names its product transmembrane protein with EGF like and two follistatin like domains 1 (gene Tmeff1). Gene Ontology annotation, molecular function: protein binding. The record is from RefSeq and is a predicted model, not a curated record. NCBI's taxonomy places the organism in Eukaryota, Metazoa, Chordata, Mammalia, Rodentia, Cricetidae. Bases 419 to 1540 code for a protein of 373 amino acids. The transcript is spliced from 10 exons.
AGCUCGGCGCCGGGGGUGUGCGCGGGGCGGGGUCGCCGCUCCCUCCCCGCCCGCGGCUCCGUCACGCGCCCCUCACCGGGCGGGCCGGGGUCUUUGUGACGCGGCGGCGACGGCCGCGCGGACACAAAGGGAAGGCUAGCCUGCGAGCGAGAGGCUGUGCCCGUCCCCGCCCCGCGCCCCCCCGCGCGCGCCCCAGCUCCGUGUCCCCCACGCGGCGCGCUCCCUGCCCUCGCGCGCCCGCGCCCCUCGCCCGCGCCGGGGGCCCCCCAGCGAGGCCGUCCGGAGCGCGGAGGGACGGGGCCUGGCGGGGAUGCUGCGGGGCUGCCCCGGGCGGCAGCGCGGCUGCUAGGAGGCGGCGCGGGGCCGGUGCGCCCGGCCUGCCGCUCCCUGCGCUCCCCCGCCGUGCGGCCGCGGCAGCAUGGGCGCCCAGGCGCCGCUCCGGUUACCGGCCGCGCCCCCGCUCGCCGUCUGCGGCUACACGUCGGUGCUUCUGCUCUUCGCCUUCUGCCUGCCCGAGAGCCGCGCGUCCAACCAGCCCGCGGGCGGUGGCGGGGACUGUCCCGGAGGCAGAGGCAAGAGCAUCAACUGCUCAGAAUUAAAUGUGAGAGAAUCUGAUAUCAGAGUGUGUGAUGAAUCAUCCUGUAAAUAUGGAGGUGUCUGCAAAGAAGAUGGAGAUGGUUUGAAAUGUGCAUGCCAAUUUCAGUGCCAUACAAAUUACAUUCCUGUCUGUGGAUCAAAUGGGGAUACUUACCAGAAUGAAUGUUUUCUCAGGAGGGCUGCUUGUAAGCACCAGAAAGAUAUAACAGUGGUGGCGCGUGGACCUUGCUACUCUGAUAAUGGCUCUGGAUCUGGAGAAGGAGAGGAGGAAGCCUCAGGAGCAGAGGUUCACAGGAAACAUUCCAAGUGUGGACCGUGCAAGUACAAAGCUGAGUGUGACGAGGAUGCAGAGAACGUUGGGUGUGUAUGUAAUAUAGACUGCAGCGGGUACAGUUUCAACCCCGUGUGCGCUUCCGAUGGGAGUUCCUAUAACAAUCCCUGUUUCGUUCGAGAAGCAUCUUGUAUAAAGCAAGAACAGAUCGACAUAAGACAUCUUGGCCGCUGCACAGACACAGAUGAUACAAAUUUAUUGGGAAAGAAAGACGAUGGGCUGCAGUAUCGACCAGAUGUGAAAGAUGCUGGUGAUCAAAGGGAAGAUGUUUAUAUUGGAAGCCACAUGCCUUGUCCUGAAAACCUCAAUGGGUACUGCAUCCACGGGAAGUGUGAAUUCAUCUAUUCUACUCAGAAGGCUUCUUGUAGAUGUGAAUCUGGUUACACUGGCCAGCACUGUGAAAAGACGGACUUUAGUAUUCUGUAUGUAGUUCCAAGUAGGCAGAAGCUCACUCAUGUUCUUAUCGCAGCCAUUAUUGGAGCUGUACAGAUCGCCAUUAUAGUAGCAAUUGUCAUGUGCAUAACAAGAAAAUGCCCCAAGAACAACAGAGGGCGUCGACAGAAGCAAAACCUGGGUCACUUUACUUCCGACACUUCCUCCAGGAUGGUUUGAGCUGCUGGCUUUUGUAUGCACACUGACCAUGUGAUGUACAUUGAUUAUGUCUUUUUUUAAAGAAUGGAAAUAUUUAUUUCAGAGGCCUUAUUUUUGGACAUUUUUAGUGUAGUACUGUUGGCUCGUAUUUAGAAUAUUUAGCUACAGCAGUUUUGGACUGUUUAGUAGUCUCGGUUUUAUGUUUUUAAAUACAGAAAUUGAUUUCAUGAAUUUGUACCACAUGGUAAUACUAGGAAUUGUUCUUUACCCAUGGAAUGUAAUAUUUUUGCAGAGAUGGAUGGACCCACAUCACAGUGGCUAUAAAGUCAAACUUCUUUCCCAGUGACCACAGCAAAUGGCAAAGCAUGAACUAAAAGUAAAGAUGUUUACAGAUUACUUUUCUUACAAAAAAAAAAUCUAGAAGACACUGUGUUUAAAUAGAUAUUUAAAUGUUUUUGAGAUUUAGUACCUGAUUUUUUUAGACACUGCCCCUACUGCAUGAGCUGCAAAGCUGUGUGUGUUAGAUGUAACAUAUUUAUAAGCUGUACGGACUGGAAUUGACAAUUUCUCUCUUUGAAGAUAUAAUUCUAAUAAUUUGAAAAGAUAUCUGAGAAUUAAUGAUUGAACAGAUCAUUGAAAAUAGAUUUAGAUAUUGUCAAGAUAGCCUGUUUAAUGAGCAGAUUGGAAUAAAACCUAUAUAUCAGUUAAACUACUUUAAUACACAUUCAUUUUUAAACAUAUUUGUUUUACUAUGAAUAUACAAAUUGUAUCAGUGUUUGUGAAUACAAUGCAGGAAUAAUUGCUAAUGAUUGGUGCUCUGAAAGUGAGCUUAAAAAUGACCUAAGACCUCUAAUUCAAAUUUGUCCUGUAGUAGCUCUAUUAAUAGAUUGUUGGUGUUUAAGGUCUAAAAUGUGAGUAGACUGUAUCGAUGUGUUUAACGUGUAGUUUAGCUAGUCAAAAUUACGCAUGUAGAAUUUAAAGACUAUGUUCAAACUUAAAUAUUGAUUUUAAUAAUUUGAUUUGGAAAAGCAUGUUAUAAUAUAAUGUUUUCACUAUAA